Messenger RNA from Nematolebias whitei (Rio pearlfish), 993 nucleotides. Its product is annotated as trace amine-associated receptor 13c-like. The transcript is spliced from 2 exons. Gene Ontology annotation, molecular function: trace-amine receptor activity. Gene Ontology annotation, cellular component: membrane. NCBI's taxonomy places the organism in Eukaryota, Metazoa, Chordata, Actinopteri, Cyprinodontiformes, Rivulidae. The record is from RefSeq and is a predicted model, not a curated record. Gene Ontology annotation, biological process: G protein-coupled receptor signaling pathway. Bases 1 to 993 code for a protein of 330 amino acids.
AUGGAGGCUCCUGAUGAAGCUCAGCUCUGUUUUCCACAACUCCUCAACACCUCCUGCACAAAGACACAGCAGUUUAACGCUGAGAACGUUUUUCUUUACGUUGUGUUGUCCCUCGUCUCUUUUCUGACUGUGACUCUCAACCUGCUGGUCAUCAUUUCUAUUUCCCACUUCAGGCAGCUUCACACCACAACCAACUUCUUCCUCCUGUCUCUGGCUGUCUCAGACUUCUUUGUUGGACUUCUUCUGAUGCCGAUCCGAAUCCUCAGGAUGGAAAGCUGCUGGGUCUGGGGGAGCUUUAUGUGUGGACUUUACAAUUAUACCAGUUUUAUUAUUACAUCUGCCUCUGUAGGAAACAUGGUGCUCAUUUCAGUUGACAGAUAUGUGGCCAUCUGUGACCCCCUGAGUUAUCCCAACAAACUGACCCAUAAGAGAGUUCAGAUCUGUGUUUGUCUGUGUUGGGCCUGCUCUGUGCUCUAUAAUGGUAUGAUUCUGAAGGAGCAUCUGAAACAGCCAGACAAAUAUAAUUCCUGCCAUGGACAGUGUAGAGCUGUGAUUGAUUUCAAAACAGGGACUUUUGAUUUCAUAUUUACCUUCUUCGGCCCCAUCACAGUAAUCAUGGCUCUGUACAUGAGAGUGUUUGUGGUGGCUGUGUCUCAGGCUCGAGCCAUGAGGUCUCAUGUUGCAGCUGUGAGUCAGAAGGGUUCAGCUCCUGUAUCUGCUAAGAGGUCUGAGAGGAAAGCAGCUACAGCUCUUGGAGUUGUUGUCAUUGUGUUUCUAAUGUGUAUUUGUCCUUACUUUUCACCUUCUCUUGCAGGUAAAGACACUUCAAAUAUUUCCAAACUUUCAGUUAUUGGAAUAUGGCUACUUUAUGCUAACUCUUGUGUGAAUCCAAUCAUUUAUGCUUUCUUUUAUCCGUGGUUUAGAAAAUCUGUGAAGCUCACUGUAACACUUGAGAUUCUGCGGCUUGACUCUUGUGAUGCUAACGUCCUGUAA